GAGUACUGAGAGGAGGUCAUUAAGGAAAGAAGCCCAAUCAUUUCUAAAAUGACACGACUUCUUAACAAAUUACGGCAAUAUGUUAGUACCACCUUUCAUCAUGUCAAUUAAGUUUUUAAGUCGUAAAUCGUUCAAGUUCUGAUGUAGUGGGUAUCUUCAAGCUGUAGCGAUAGUGCCACAUACAAAAAGUGAAACAGUCUGCAGGGUUAGCCACUGAUGAUCCUCAACAGCUCUGUGUAAAUCUGCAUAAAUCUGCCUGUAUUGUGUCUGGUAGGAUUAGCUGUUAAUCCUAAUCCCUUUGUGGCAUCAGCUUAAGCCAAAUCCAACAUAAUCUGAGGACUCCCAAAUCGUCCAAUCAGGAUGAGGCGAGCAGGUCUGGAAGCCAGUGGCAAUCACACCUACUCAGACUACAACGCAGUCGAAGAUGAAAACGAGCGACUCGUGGACAGUCUACAUGAAAAAGUCUCCACGCUCAAAUCGCUUUCCAUCGAUAUUGGGACUGAAGUACGAGAGCAGAACAGUUUCCUCAAGCAGUUGGAUGACACCUUUGAUACGUCGGGAGGCCUGUUGUCCUCCACCAUGGGCCGGUUGACCAAGAUGGCGCGGUCCGGCCACAACUGCUACCUGUGCUACCUCCUCCUCUUCUCCUUCUUUGUCUUCUUCGUCAUCUACUUCAUCAUCCGGUUCAGAUGACGUCACACGAGGGCGCUAUUUGGAGCCUUCGGGGAUUCGAUCUUUACGCACGGGGUUACUGGAUCCAUCGAGUUAGAUUGUGGAUAACAGUGAAACAUGGUUCAACAUCACAGAAUAUCAGCAAUGAACAAUUAAGGUGCUGCGAGAUUGAAAAUGUGUUGCAUCUUGAUAGCGCCAGCUGUUGAUUUGAGAUGUCAACAUGGCAGGCAAGAGGUCUAUGAGUUCACGUGUACUGUCAGUUGAUCUUGCUUUCAUGUAAUAUCUUCACAUCUAAUUAACAUUUUGCAGAUAAUGUUCCCCUCUUACAAAAACAAAACAUAAUGGAAAUCACAGAAAAACUAGCCGAUGGUAGAUAAAAAUUUUACGAGGCCACAAGAAUGAAUAGUGCCCAUCUGCCAAUUGGCGGCCACAAUUCAAGAGUCAUGGCGUAAG
Molecule: messenger RNA, 1125 nt
Organism: Patiria miniata (bat star)
Lineage: Eukaryota; Metazoa; Echinodermata; Asteroidea; Valvatida; Asterinidae
Product: BET1 homolog
Exons: 5
Coding region: 361-693 (110 amino acids)
Biological process (GO): endoplasmic reticulum to Golgi vesicle-mediated transport; vesicle fusion with Golgi apparatus
Cellular component (GO): SNARE complex; Golgi trans cisterna
Molecular function (GO): SNAP receptor activity
Source: RefSeq, a predicted model, not a curated record